CGUUACGUCAGCGCGAAGCCGGCAAGGAGUUUGGCAGUCGACGCCUGCGCAGUGCGGCCAGUCUGACCUUCAUUGGAGUCACCAUGUUCGUUAGAAUCAGCGCCGCGGUGUUUUUGCCGCAAUGUGGCCAGGUCAGGAACAUGGCGACACUGAAGGACAUCACCAUUCGGUUAAAGUCCAUCAAGAACAUCCAGAAGAUCACCAAGUCCAUGAAGAUGGUUGCCGCUGCUAAGUACUCCAGGGCAGAGAGAUCCCUGAAGCCAGCUCGGGUGUAUGGGACUGGUGCUCUGGCCCUAUAUGAAAAGGCUGAUAUCAAGGCCCCCGAGGAUAAGAACAAGCACUUGAUCAUCGGCGUAUCCUCUGACCGUGGUCUUUGCGGGGCCAUCCACUCCAACGUGGCCAAGGCCAUGAAGAGCGAGAUCAACAAACUCGCAGGUGCCGGCAAAGAGGUCAUGGUGGUCAGCGUUGGGGAUAAGCUGAGAGGCCUGCUUUACAGGUCGCAUGGCAAGCACCUUCUAUUGAACUGUAAGGAAGUGGGCCGUAAACCACCCACCUUUGCGGACGCCUCCAUCAUCGCCACCGAGCUGCUGAACUCGGGCUAUGAGUUCGACCAGGGCGCCAUCUUCUAUAACAGAUUCAGGUCUGUCAUUUCCUACAAAACCGAUGAAAAGCCAUUGUAUUCCAUGGAAACUGUUGCAAACUCAGAGAACAUGGGCGUCUAUGAUGACAUUGACGCCGACGUGCUGAGGAACUACCAGGAAUUCUCUCUGGUCAACAUCAUUUACUACGGGCUGAAGGAGUCGACCACCAGCGAGCAGAGUGCCCGCAUGACCGCUAUGGACAGCGCCAGCAAGAACGCCUCUGAGAUGAUCGACAAGCUGACCCUGACCUUCAACCGAACCCGCCAGGCCGUCAUUACCAAGGAGCUCAUUGAGAUUAUCUCCGGAGCUGCUGCGCUGUAAAUGCUGGGGUCCAUCAGGCAAACCUUCCUUCCUGCUCCUGGCCCAGGAGCUGAAUGAGACUCCAGUUGUCGAGUUUAUGGAAACUUGUGAUUCUGUUUGUAAAGUAUCUGAACCAAUAAAUCCCAUACAAAGAAAA
This is a messenger RNA of Brienomyrus brachyistius, 1098 nucleotides long. It is a transcript of the gene atp5f1c, whose product is annotated as ATP synthase F1 subunit gamma. NCBI's taxonomy places the organism in Eukaryota, Metazoa, Chordata, Actinopteri, Osteoglossiformes, Mormyridae. The record is from RefSeq and is a predicted model, not a curated record. Gene Ontology annotation, biological process: proton motive force-driven ATP synthesis. Gene Ontology annotation, molecular function: proton-transporting ATP synthase activity, rotational mechanism. The transcript is spliced from 9 exons. Bases 84 to 962 code for a protein of 292 amino acids.